UUGUAAUCACCAUGGCAGCAGUGGAUCAUUUCUCCCUCUUGUACAGGGAAAUCAGUCGUUCCUGCAGUUUCUACAUGGAGGCCCUGGCUCUUGUUGGAGCCUGGUACACAGUCAGAAAGUGUGUGUCUCUGGCGUGUGGCACUUACAGCAUGCUGCGGCUGCACGUCAUCCCCAGGCUGGGCGGGGAGGUUGAUCUCGUCAGGCAGUAUGGACAGUGGGCUGUGGUCACUGGCAGCACGGAUGGCAUCGGGAAGGCGUACGCCCAAGAACUGGCAAAGCGGGGAGUCAACAUCAUCCUGGUCAGCAGGAACAAGGAGAAGCUGGAGGCCGUGUCCAGGAGCAUAGCUGAGACCUACAACGUGGAGACAGAGUUCAUUGUAGCUGAUUUCAGCAAGGGGCGUGAGCCUUACCCAGCCAUUAAGGAGGCUCUGAAAGACAGAGAAAUUGGGAUUUUGGUGAAUAAUGUGGGAAUGUUUGCUGGCUACGCGAACUAUUAUACUGAUCUGUCUGAGGAUAUGCUGUGGGACACAAUCCAUACCAAUAUUGCCUCUGCUAACAUGAUGACACAUAUUGUGCUGCCAGGUAUGGUAAAGAAGAAGAAAGGGGCAAUUGUGAACAUUUCUUCUGUAUUCUGUAGUCAGCCAACACCACUGGUAACAACCUAUGGAGCCUCUAAAAUCUACUUGGACUAUUUCAGUAGAGCAAUACAUUAUGAGUAUGCCUCAAAAGGAAUUUUUGUUCAAAGUCUAACCCCAAGUACAAUUGCUACAAACAUGGUAGCAUUCAACAGCUGGUUGAACAAGAGAUCUUUCUUGUUUCCUUCUGCUGAGGAAUAUGCAAGUCAUGCUAUUUCUACUCUUGGGUUAUCCACAAGGACCUCUGGUUUCUGGAAGCAUGAAUUACUGUUCGCGCUGGCCGAGCGCCUGCCGGAGUGGAUGUGGGCACGGCUCGCCCUGUACCUCGGCGGGAUCGUACGCCGGCAAGCUCUGCACCCCAAGUGAAACAGGGGCACCCACAUGUCCUGUGUGACGCGUGCUCAGUGAUCAGACUCUGAUCGGUGCUGCAGAGACGUGUAAUGAACCUCGGAGGACUUCCUGUAACUUACCCAGACCUUGUUAAACAAGCUUUGUAACCUAGACAGCAGGAGUCUGGAUCCUUUCUGUAUCCUUGUAUUAAACAGCUCCUCUGGUGCUUUCCUCUGCAACAAAA
Manacus vitellinus (golden-collared manakin) is the source of this 1209-nucleotide messenger RNA. RefSeq names its product hydroxysteroid dehydrogenase like 1 (gene HSDL1). The record is from RefSeq and is a predicted model, not a curated record. Lineage: Eukaryota; Metazoa; Chordata; Aves; Passeriformes; Pipridae. The transcript is spliced from 4 exons. Gene Ontology annotation, molecular function: oxidoreductase activity. Bases 12 to 1001 code for a protein of 329 amino acids.